Molecule: messenger RNA, 537 nt
Organism: Aspergillus ochraceoroseus IBT 24754
Lineage: Eukaryota; Fungi; Ascomycota; Eurotiomycetes; Eurotiales; Aspergillaceae
Exons: 1
Coding region: 121-399 (92 amino acids)
Source: RefSeq, a predicted model, not a curated record
UCUACCUUCCAGCUAGGUCCGACGUUCAUUCCUUGGAGGAUUUGAUUCACUUCUCGAGGAUAUUUUAUCACAUCUUUUCUGCCCCCCUUCACUCUCUCUCUCUUGUCGAUUCCUUUCGUCAUGCCACCUCGAUUCUUUUUUUUUUCUGAUGUACAUGUUUACAACUGUCUGCUUCUUGUCCUUGAGGGAACAGGUGAAGCAUACAACAUCUUCCCCAUAUCUCUUGACGAGAACGGGGAUGGGUUAGUCGUGUUAGAUAUAGCCAAAUGCACGCGUGCUCGAAGAGAAUCCUUCCCGCGCUCUUGUCUGGCUUCCAUUUUAUGCCUUUUUACGUUUCUUCUAUACCUCUUAUCGUCUUGCAUCACGGUGGGCCUCAAUUUUAGUCUGAUACGGGAGUAACGGUUGAAUAUUUUAUUUCUUUCUUUUCUGCGUACGUAUUCUUAUGGAUCUCGAAGGCCAUUCUCAGUAUCCUUGCUCCAACGUAGAGAUGAGUAGAUGAAGCGUACUUCUCCCCUGGUAUUCAAGAAGAAAGAAACG